Molecule: messenger RNA, 2418 nt
Organism: Lachancea dasiensis
Lineage: Eukaryota; Fungi; Ascomycota; Saccharomycetes; Saccharomycetales; Saccharomycetaceae
Source: the annotation of a GenBank genome assembly
AUGAGAAUCAAAAGUGUAAGACGUUUUGGUCUUUUAUCUUUAGUCGAGGUUGCGGUAACAUUUAUCAUCAUAUUGCCUUUAUUGAAAACACUCUCCUCCAAGAAUGAAAAUGACUUCCUCAAAAGCUCAGGAACGGGCAACGGAAUUAAUAUAAUCAAGGUUGCGAAUAGGUUGCAAUUGAAAGAUUUCUUUCUUGCUCGAUUUUUUCCAGAGUCAGACUCAUUCAAAGAGGGGCCAUUGAAUGAUGACUUUACGAUACAACACGUCACGGGAAGAUGUGAGACAGUGUCUUGUGUUGGAUGUCAGUCUGGACUCUUCAACAAAUAUCCUUUCGAUCCAAGGUUCAGUAUUGCAACUUGUCUUCAUUACCUGCAAAAGAAGCCAGAAGGUGAAAUUCCUUUCAACUGGUACGAUUGGAAAGAUUUGGGACAUAUUAUAGACCCUUUAAUGGUCCAUGACUCCCCGAAGGGAGUGUUCCAUUGUGAAGACCUUUAUAUCGAGGAAACCAACUAUGAAGAUUCUCAAAGACAAGCGACUUCUUUCGGCGGAACAGUCAAUGUGCCAAAGAUUGAAUUAGCAGGGUCCCGCAUCGCGAACUAUUGCAUAAACAUGCAACGGUCGCCUCUAGGCUUUGAAGUUAAGCGAAUAUAUCCCAAAUGUCAGGCCAAGGCGCUGGCGCUACAGUCUGCAGUGUUUCUGUUUAGCGGAGGAGUAAAACCGAGCCAAUUAUUAUUCAUGCUUACCCCCGGCAGAACGGUGAUAUCGCAGGCUAACUCUGUGGGUGGUUAUGAUUCACUUUGGGGUAGUCCUUUGGCCAAUAUGUUUGUUGCUGAACAUUCCUCGAAUGCACCCGAUAUUGUUUUCGAUCCUAAGAUUGAGCUUAGAGAGCUACUCUCCAGGGACUUCUCCAACAAAAGCGUAUCCGGAUACGAGUACACAUCAGAGUUCCCCAUAGAGCACUUCGACUUCGACGCCAAUUUUGAGAUUGAGAAGAUCGUAGCAAACCCUAACUCAACGGAAAACGAAAAACGGUACCUGGAUAGUUUGGUAUAUUCAAAAGGCGUGAAUAGUGGCCAGAGUAAACCAUAUAAGUAUUUCCAUGAGACUGUGGAUCUCUUGGCAGCGGACGAUGAUUUCCAAGGGCACAUGGACGUGCGAUUCUUCUCAGGCCCUAUUCAAUGCAAGUGGAAGAGGCUAAGGAUACUCAAUGCUCUUAUAAGAGGUUGGCUUCGGUUCACGCAAACACAAAACAUCCGAUCGUGGCCUGCACACGAUUCCCUCGAGGCAUAUCUGUUCACUGGCUCACAAUUUCCUUGGAGCUCAACACAGGUCGUACAAAUGUCAGUUCACGACUUACACUUAUUGGCGAGAAACUUCAACCAAACUAUGGUCAUACAAUCUCCACUAGAGGGAAAUGGAAGGUUUUUUUUAGAUGUUCAACCUUUCAUUUCGUCGAGAGACCAUGUUGAUGACCACAAUAAUGUCGAUGCUCGCUUCAUAGAUGUGGACAGCGGCUUGUACAUUGACAUUUUAGGCGUAGGGUUUUCCACCAACCGCGUGAAUUCUAGAAGACUUAAAAACGAUUUUGGUGGUCAACAAAUAGAGGCUGAAGAUAUUGCAGCAUUCAACAAACAAAUGGGACUUUUGUCUGACAGGGGCGGCCGCUGCUUACUAAUUUCAGAUGUGCUUCCACUUCGCCUCUCUAGAUAUCAUGGUUUACCUUGCUGGAUCCCUCAUCGCGCCAUUACGAUCGUGAAGGAUGAAAGCCAUUUGCCCUCCGAUCUCUAUGGUCCUAAGCAAAUACGUCAAAAGCACCUUCUGCUACCAUCUUUGGGAGCUUGGGUUGAGAUGUCCAAGCUGAGGGCGCUAUUGGGCCCAAGAAAAGUUCUGAAAGCCCAUGCAAUGACUUUAAAGGAAUUGCAUUCUGUGCUUCUCCCAUUCUCUAACGAGCAAUCAGGGGAGCAUGAAGAGCUUUUGUAUUGGGUCAGGAUACAACAACAAUUUAACUUUAGGCUAAAAGAACUGGCCAUUGAAAGCGCUGAUUUGGAUGUUUCCAGGAAAGUACAAACAUUAGAGGCUCUAAACGAACACGAAAUUAAUACUUUGUCAGCCCUCCAGGAUCCAUUUAUGGCCGAGAAAAGAGGGCGCGAAUGGGAUGCAAUGGUACUUAAAGUUGACCAGUCGGUUGGUUCAAAAGGAUUUGCAAACAAUAUUAUGAGGGAAACUUUAUUCCAAGUUACGCAAAGUUUCAUAUCACAUAUGAAGGCCCAUAGUGAGCGACAAUUGGGGUCGAGAGAGCCUGAAGAGAAUGAUAUUUCCGACGUGAUAGAUACCACCCGCCUGUAUUUUUUGAGAGAAGAUAAUAACGAAAACCCACCAGACAUACCAGCUGUAUUCAGUUCAGAUUUUUUAAGCUAA